Phialemonium atrogriseum is the source of this 3024-nucleotide messenger RNA. RefSeq lists its product as uncharacterized. Gene Ontology annotation, molecular function: triacylglycerol lipase activity. Lineage: Eukaryota; Fungi; Ascomycota; Sordariomycetes; Cephalothecales; Cephalothecaceae. The transcript has 5 exons. Gene Ontology annotation, biological process: transcription elongation by RNA polymerase II; lipid metabolic process. Gene Ontology annotation, cellular component: Cdc73/Paf1 complex. The record is from RefSeq and is a predicted model, not a curated record. The coding region runs from base 1 to 3024 and encodes 1007 amino acids.
AUGUCUUCUGACUCGGAAGACCAUGCUGCUGAUCUACCCGAUGAGGGCGGUGACGACCUCUUUGGAGAUGAGGGUGGCGACGAUGCCCUCUCACAGUCUGAUCAUGGACGCGCCCUGAGCGACCACGAAUUGGCCUCCGACCGAGGAGAUGACUAUGGUGGACUCCACGAUGAGGAUGACGAGCCACCCGAGAUGAGGAACAAGGUGGUAAUGUCGAUUCCCAUGUAUCGCCACAGGAUACCCAAGUCCAAGAACGGCCAGUUGCAAUCGCUACGAGUUCCUCAAUUUCUAAAAUGGAACCCCGAAGAAUACAAACCCGACACGUGGGAGCCGAGUAAAUGGGAUACAGAGAAUGCCCAGUCUGCGAACCCCAUUCCCGUCGUCCGUUUCCGACGUGAUGCUGCAGGCGAGAUGCAGAGCAACGCAAAUAUCUUCAGGUGGAGCGAUGGAUCUGUCACCAUGUCCGUUGGCAGUGAGCAUUACGAGAUUCAGACCAAGUCGUUGGCGCCCCCCAGCAACCAGCCAUACCAAGAGCUCCAGGAUGCCCAUUACUACACGGCUGCAGCGCACCUGGCAAGCAACUCGCUUCUCAUCGUUGGCCGCGUCACCGAGCAGUAUACGGUCAGGCCGAAUAAGAUGGUCGAGGACGACGCGUUGGAGCGCUUGCAGAGGAAGCUAGAGGCGGCCAAGGCGGCCAGCGCCGAGGAGAUGAUAAUCACUACCAAGGAGGAUCCAGAGCUGCGGAAGAAGCAAGCCGAGCUCGCGGAGAAGGAGCGCAUGAAAGCGCAGCGGCGUCGCGAGACAGCUGCGGCGCGCCUUGACGGCGUCGGAGCCCGAUACAACCGCGGCGCCCUGUCCAUUGGCGAUCUCGAAGGCCGGCGCGGCGCGGCGGGAGGCCGGAAGAGAGGACAGCAGGGCCAGUCACGGAACAGGAACCGUAAUGCGGAAUACGAUUCCGAUGACGACCUUCCCGCAGGCGCCCGGCGUGUCGACGACUACGUGCUCGACGACUUCGCCGUCGCCAGUGACGAGGAAGGGAGCGACGAGGGCGAUGACGAUGAUGAGGAGGAGAUCAUCGACGACGACGAGGAAGAAGAGGAAGAGCUGCCUCGGCGGAAGAAGCAGAAGACUGCCGAACCUGCAGAUGACGAAGACGCCGAAGGAGAGGCUGACCUAGAUGAUAUCGAUGUGCCUGCGGCUGCUGAGUCGUCUAACCGACGGAGACGGCAUAUCAUUGAUGAUGAUGACGAUGACACCGCGCUAACCAAAUUCCGCCAAUGGAUCCACCGCCGCUCGCCGAUCGAGCUAUGGGUUGACAUACUCCGGAACGCCGAGGUCUACGAGGACUGGGAGGAGGCGGCCCUGCACCUGGAUAACCUGCUGUCGCUGGACCUGUGGCGCAACAACCCGACGUCGCGCUACUACGACUACCGGCUGAUCAACGAGCGGCUGGCGGGGAUAGUGACGGCCCGCGACGAGGGCAACGCCCACGCCCUGGUCAACCUCCUGCGCUCGGGGCUCGUGCGUAACCUCGGCAACAUCACCGCCCCGAAGCUGUACAACCGCUCCUUCGCCGGCACCAAGUUCCUGAUCGAGGAGUACAUCACGCAGGUUGCCGAGGCGAUCGACGACAUCGGCUCCCUGCCCAGCGGGGACCGGUCCGGGAACAACAACAACAACAACAACAACAACAACAACAAUAACAACGGCGGCGGCGACGACGGGGCGGCCCGGGCCAACGGCGGCUGGGAGGGCCUGUCGACGCAGGUGAAGCUUGAUUUCGUGCACGACACGAGGCAGGCGUUCGGGCGGAGCACGCUCGUGCUCCAGGGUGGCGCCAUCUUCGGCCUCUGCCACCUCGGCGUCGUCAAGGCCCUGUUCCUCCGGGGACUGCUGCCGCGCAUCAUCACGGGCACGGCCACGGGGGCGCUGAUCGCCGCCCUCGUGUCCAUCCACAACGAGGAGGAGCUCCCGGCCGUGCUCAAGGGCGACGGCAUCGACCUGUCGGCCUUCUCGGGGAAAGCUGGCAAUCCUACAAAUGAUAGCCACGACAAUGGCCGCCAGUCGUUUUGGACGCGGUGGCAUACGCUGGUCAGGAGGGCGCGGCGGUUUUGGCGGGAGGGGUACUUCCUGGACGUGAAGGUGUUGGAGGACUGCGUGCGGACGAACGUGGGCGACCUGACCUUCGAAGAAGCGUACAACCGAAGCAAGCGGGUGCUGAACAUCACCGUGGCUACUGCUGGGCAGGAUGGUGUCCCAACCCUGCUGAACUACUUGACGGCUCCCAAUGUGCUCAUAUGGACCGCUGCGGUUGCAUCCAACGCCUCGUCGGCGUCAUUAUAUGGACACCGAGAAACGACCGUCCUCUGCAAGGACGCGCAUGGGAGGAUCGUCCCGUGGAAACCCGCCAAUACGGCCUAUUUCCGGCAUUGGACACACGCGUCCUAUUCGGACCGGGAAUCCCCGCUGCAGCGCAUAGCUGAGCUGUUCAACGUGAACCACUUCAUCGUGUCCCAGGCUCGGCCCUACCUGAUUCCGUUCCUGCAGAGCGACAUGCACGGCCCGUCGCUGCUGGAGACGCACAACAAGGCGGCGACGGUCCGGUCGUUCCUCGUCAGGAUGGUGGGUCUGGAGCUCCGCCACCGACUGCGCCAGCUGGACACGCUGCACGUCCUCCCGACCGGCAUACGGCGCUUCCUCGUGGACGAGACGGUGCCCGGCACGAGCAUGACGCUGGUACCCGAGGUCACCGCGGGGGACUUUGUCCGGCUGCUCGAGACGCCCACGCGCGAGACGCUGGACUACUGGAUCCUGCGCGGGGAGAGGAGCGUCUGGCCCGCCGUCGCGGCGCUCAAGAUCCGGUGCGCCGUCGAGACUGAGCUCGACCGCGCCUACCAGCAGGUGCGGCGCCUCAAGGCAGGCGGUCUGAGACGCAAGUCCAGCGCCGGAAUGGCAGUUCCGGCGACCCUGGGUGGGGACCGAGGGGCCAGAGACCGGCCCAAUGGCAUGGCGGGCGGAUAUUAG